Oryzias melastigma (Indian medaka) is the source of this 2576-nucleotide messenger RNA. Its product is annotated as glutaredoxin domain-containing cysteine-rich protein 2. Gene Ontology annotation, biological process: sensory perception of sound. The coding region runs from base 538 to 1290 and encodes 250 amino acids. Lineage: Eukaryota; Metazoa; Chordata; Actinopteri; Beloniformes; Adrianichthyidae. The record is from RefSeq and is a predicted model, not a curated record. The transcript is spliced from 5 exons.
UUAGUGCGGAUGCACUCGGCUGCCGUCCAAGGACAAGCAGUCCAACUGCUAACUACUCCCACACAUAGAUUUGUUAAAACACACACACACAGCCUCACUUUCUAUUUCUCACCCUAAUACUCACAACAGCUCGGAACUGCACACUGCCUCCAAAUACCAUCUAUUUUGGUGAUCAUAAUUAUUUGAUGACAGAGCCUCUGGUUUCUCUGCCACCCUUUUGUACACAUGAUCUUGUUGUUAAUAAUUGAGCAGAGUAAGCUGGAGAAGUGGGCUCCUUAAAACAGCAGGUAUACCAGACCUCUGGAGGCAGGACAACCAAAAAAAUAUAUUGAAAAAAGCCUUUUUAUCCUCCUUUUGACUUCCGCCCGUUCCGUGCAGCUCUUCAGUCGGACUCUCGGUUGCUUUGUGUUCAAUCUGUAAUCAUUUUUGCUUCCUGGAGAAAGGAUGUGUGUUUAAGAUGAUGUCAUUUCCCUCUGAGUGGAGAGCUACGUUUAUGGACUGACGGUUUUUCAUGCAUCGCCUCUUAAUUCGGCCAACAUGGAGGAACUUCAGAGAAAACUCAACCAGCACUAUGAGGACACCAAGCCAAGAAAGGUGAGGUUCAAGCUGGCAUCUUCCUACAGCGGCCGGGUGUUGAAGCACGUGUACGAGGACGGCCAGGAGCUGGACAGUCCAGAGGAGCAAUAUCCGCAUAGCUUCCUCCACCAUAAAAUUCCUCCCAGCCACCUUGAGAUGGAGCAGCUUUGUGGAUUUGAGGAUCCUAACGUGGAGAAACAAGGUGUUUAUCCUGCGACAGGACUCAUCGCCCAAAGAAUAAAUGUUUACAGAGGAAUAGGAAGCUACAAGCCGGCUUCUGAGAGAAGAGAUGAAGCAGAAGACGACAACAAGGCCCCUGUGUUGGACUUUGGGAAGAUAAUCAUCUACACCAGCAACCUGCGCAUUAUAAGAGCUCCACCAAAGAGGCCUGAAAUGUUGCGUCAGCACUCUCUGCCUUCAGUGGACAUGGAGGGAUACCCAAAGGCCAGAGAAAGAACCAGCAAGAGGAAGACUAAAGCUCUUCCCUCCCAGGAGGGGGUGGAGAAGGAGGAGAAAAAGAUCGGUGACACAGAGACUGAGGAGGCGGACAGCUGCCAGCAUUGUGGCGGUUCAGGCUGUGCUCCCUGCUCCUUAUGUCAUGGCAGCAAGCUGUCCAUGCUGGCGAAUCGCUUCAAUGAGUCCAUCAGUGAUCUGCGAUGCCAAGCCUGCUACCCCCAUGGUCUGGAGAAGUGCCAGUCCUGCUCCAGUAAAUAGCGCUAUUUGGCGUGAGCCCAUGUCUGGCAGGGGGAGUGAUUGAGUGUGUAACUGCGAGUGAGUGUGUGUGACCGGUCGGGUUGUCAGAAGUGUCUCCGGAGCAAUAUUGCUCUAAUCCAAAAUGCUCUUGGUGGGAUGUCUCAAAGCACUGUUAGGACGCGUAAGCCAUCUUUGGUAAUGGGGUUUGCUACAGUGCGGCACACUCAAAAUUGUGAAAUACAAUUACUGUGUGCAGUGAACGUGGCUCCAGAUAGCACAGACACAUAAUCACCUUUUUUGUUUUCCUAUAAUUUUGCAUCUGCACUUUCCUUCCAGAUAAAAAAUGGUCCCGACUUAUCUUUUUAAUUAAAAUUAUACAACAUUGUGAGGUUCAUUGUAUCCACUCUGACAGCUGCCCUGUUCUUAUCUCCUGUCUUUUCACCAGAGAGAAGCAUAUGAAAAUGAUGUGCUCUAUCAGUGUAAUUGAUGCCUUUAAAAUCUUUUUAUGGGUAAAAAAUGUAAAGAUGUGGAGGAGGAGAUUGAAAAAGUAAAAAAGUUGUCGUUGAGAAAUAGAAACAAGAGAAGCAUGACCGAUUUAUAAAUAGUUGGAGCUUCAGUCAGGAGAUGAUGGUUGAGCUGUGCUCCACCCAAACAGCAUUAAUGCUAAUUUAUUUCAUGUAUUUAAGCAUGCUUUUGAUACAUAUUUUUUGUGCAAUGCACUAAUUUUGAAUGAGUUAUAUUGUAAAUAAAGACUGAAAAAGUAAAGUGAGUGGAAAAAGUAUUGUAAACCUGCAAGCAAAAGCUGAAGUAGACAGAAAUCUGACAAAAAAACCACAAACACCCUCAAGCUGCAGCCAGGAUGCCGGGUUUUCUGCAAACAUCACCCGACAAGCUGAACUAAUUUACUUGGCAGGGGAGCGUACAGUUGUGCUGAAAUGACAUGCUGUCAGUCAGAAAUGGGUCACAAGGGUUUUCUUCUUGUUUUACCAAAUGCAAAAUAUUUAGGACAAAAACAUGUCAGAUAGUGAGUUUAAAGGUAAGUAAAUGAAGAUAAAAAGCAUUUUAUUUCCUUUAACAGUCUAUGAUUUGCUUUAGUUAAGCCCUCUUUAUCAUGGUAGUUUUUGUAUAUCAGCUUUAUGGGGUGCCUGUUAAAGAAAUUUCCAAUAUUUUUGUGGAUUUUUUUUUUUCUUUUGAUAUGCUAAAGGUCAGACUUUAAACAGAGCAAAUCUAUUCCUCCAAAGUUGAUUCUCUAAACCUAAAGUAACAUUUUUCUUGAAUUUUUGCCAAAUAUUUUUGCCUGUCUCAAC